Chenopodium quinoa (quinoa) is the source of this 870-nucleotide messenger RNA. RefSeq names its product probable serine/threonine-protein kinase WNK6. The transcript has 2 exons. The record is from RefSeq and is a predicted model, not a curated record. Gene Ontology annotation, biological process: protein phosphorylation; intracellular signal transduction. Gene Ontology annotation, molecular function: ATP binding; protein serine/threonine kinase activity. The coding region runs from base 1 to 870 and encodes 289 amino acids. Gene Ontology annotation, cellular component: cytoplasm. NCBI's taxonomy places the organism in Eukaryota, Viridiplantae, Streptophyta, Magnoliopsida, Caryophyllales, Amaranthaceae.
AUGGCUUCGUCUUCUCGAUACGAAAGUGAAUUCGAGACAAUCGUAAACAAUCACAACGAUUUAGAGAGGGAUCCAACAAGGCAGUUCAUAAGGUUCAACAAAGUGGUUGGAAUCGGAACCUCGAAGAGAGUAUACGAAGGGUUAGACACAUACAAUGGUAUCAAAAUUGCUUGGAGCAAAAUCGAAGUCGGAGAAAUUACUGAAGCGGAAUCAAACAAGCGUUGUCAAGAAGCUGAAAUGAUGAAGUCAUUAAACCAUCAGAAUAUACUGAAAUGUUACACUUACUGGUAUGAUGGAAGAAAAUUCAUUAAUAUUAUUACUGAUCUUUGUUCUUCUGGUAAUCUGAGGGACUACAUUCUGAAACAUGAUCUUUUUCACUGCACGGUUAAGUUAGCAGGUUUUGGUGUCGCGGUGUAUAAAGAAGCCGAGUAUGUUAACAACGCGAGUGGCGGUACACCAGAGUACAUGGCACCAGAGAUUUACAGGGGUAAAAUGUAUAAUGAGUUGGUUGACAUACAUUCUUUUGGGAUGACUGUGCUACAAAUGGUGACUUAUGACAAGAUAUACUGCGAAUACGAGGGGUUAGAUUACUUAAAUGAUGUUAUUGCAGCAGUUGAGGCUGGUUUUUUCCCUGUUGCACUGAGUAAAGUGGAUGACUAUGACCCUCAACUUUUGCAGUUCAUUCAAAAGUGUGUUGCUCCUGCAUCUCUGCGACCCGCGGCACUUGAACUCUUUAGAGAACCGUUUCUUGUUGCGACUGGUGAGCAUGAUCGAAGCCAAGACAGGCCAACACCAAGCCGGUUCAGGUCCUUAAGGAAGCUGUCAUUAACUCGCAAGAGCAGAGCCUACACUCAAUUCGAUUCGAUUUGA